UGGGAAACAACGCCUAUGCUUUCUUCACAUAUUCUCUACGUGUAUUAUGUGCCACGUAUCCACAGGAUCGAGUAAAAGUUUGAAAGUGCGAUACAUUUCAGUAAGUUUUAACGACGCCCCAACUACGGGCAAACAUGUCGGCCCCCAAUCGAAGCGCAUUCGCAGACUCAGUCUUGGACGACAGGGAUAAGCAGGUGAUACCGUAUAUGAUUGAAAGCAGCUUACAGCUAUAUAACCCAGGCAUUCAGAGACACAUCUCUAUCUCUACAGAUGGUCGCCUACCUCUGGGAUGGAGAGUUAUACUAAAUAGCCCGGAAGAGCGUCGAGUGGUUCUGUAUAACGCGAGAGAGCAUCAGAUUGUUGUGCAGAAUACACACGACGCCAUGCAGCGAAGUCGUUCGAGUACUCAAUCCUUCACCAGCGAGUUAAGCGAAGCCGAUGAGGUGCUGAUGGUA
Sphaeroforma arctica JP610 is the source of this 455-nucleotide messenger RNA. RefSeq lists its product as hypothetical. The transcript is spliced from 2 exons. Lineage: Eukaryota; Ichthyosporea; Ichthyophonida. The annotation marks the transcript as partial. The record is from RefSeq and is a predicted model, not a curated record.